AUGGUUCCACGCGGUGCUCUUCUCGCAGUACAACCGAAACGUCGGACUUUUUUGACAACCCGUCGCUGCUUCAUCUGCUUGCUGUGUAGGCAAUUCGGAUCUUUCUCUGCUACCAGAAAGAAUGUCGCGAAGACUAAGCACCAAUUGCGCGUCAACCUUACUUCGCCGUGGAUGCUCUGGAAAUCGGAGAAAGGACAAGGCAAAGCGUCGCGAGAUCUUUUCACGCUUACGGGACGUCGGUCGAGUGCAUGCACCAGAAGCGGACAUGCGCCCAGUGCUACCGCAUCGCGCCCUUCUUUUGAAGUCAGUGGCGCCAGCAGGCCCUCCGUUUGA
Messenger RNA from Chondrus crispus (carragheen), 333 nucleotides. RefSeq lists its product as hypothetical. The transcript has a single exon. Bases 1 to 333 code for a protein of 110 amino acids. The record is from RefSeq and is a predicted model, not a curated record. Lineage: Eukaryota; Rhodophyta; Florideophyceae; Gigartinales; Gigartinaceae.